AUGUAUAUAUUUAUUCUUUUAGUGCACGUGGGAUGCGUUGUUUAUUUAUUUAUUUACGUUUGUAUUUUUUUUUUUUUUAUGCUGAUUAUUAUUAUUUUUUUUUGUGUGUAUUUGUGUUUAACGCUCCCAAAAGCGGUGUGUCGUUUCGUUAUGAGCAGCGUUUGGAAGGUCCUCGUUCAGCUUCACAACGUCGUAAAUAUUCCUUGCGGUGUUUGCAGCAAUGGCGAAUGUGAUGACGCACGUGUCUUUUCUGUUGUUGCGCGUGCCGUGUCAAGCAACGGCACUCUUCUCACAGAAUGCCCGGAGGUGAUUGCGGAGUUUACGACGCGAGACAUCGUGCAGGCCUCCGCUGCGGAUCCUUUGGAGGUCAAACUCGACGGUCGUGGCGAGCGCGGUGCCGCCGUUUCAGCCGAGUGGUCGACAAACGCCCCCACAAUUGAGUUAAUGCUGCUUGUUAAGGAGCGGCAACCAACAUGUGAGCGCGUCGUCGGCUCGUGUGAGAAGAAUCUUGUUAUUGACGUCUCCGAUGUGGUGCAACGGCGAAAGAUUGUGACGCACAUUGUGGGGACGGAGAUGGGACGGGUGGGCGUUUCGCUCACCGUGGCACCCUCAGACACCGCCGGGUACCGGCGACGUCUCACGGAGUUUCUGUCGCAAUAUAACCCGGGCGGGCUGCACCUUGUCGACAGCGUCGUGCGUGGCAUCCCCGAGGUGGAAACCUUCACAAAAUUGUAUCGAAAAUAUGCACUUGUGGACUACGAGCGACGUGUCAGGGACUUUUUCCGUGUGUACGGGCGGGAACACGCGGUUCAGGUGCCGUUGCUUCUGAAGGAGUGGGAGAAUCGCGAGGAAGAGUUAAUGCACAACCUCGUGCUGGACAAUGGGCCGGAGCCAGACAACAUUGACGUGGAGACACGUCUGGCGGUGUUUUUGAGGGCUCACAAUGUGAGCACCGCCACUCCCGAUGUGGCGCGCGCUUUGCGUGAGUCGAAUAAAACCCCAUUUCAACUGUUUGAGGCGCUGACGCUGAAAUACGGCCCAGAACCGGACCCGCGGAGUUAUUUGUUUCCACCGACACACUACGAGUUGACGCAGACACAAUAUCAAUUGCGACAGCUUCGCCCCGCAUCAGUGCCGCCAGUACGGGCGGCAGAAAACAAAUGGUCGCCGCAGCGAGAAAUAUCGUCGAAUGGAGGGGCAAAGCGACAAGAGGAGGGAAAACCGUUUUCACAGCACCAGAGGCAGCAGACAUCUCCCGUUAUUUUGAGCGUGUCCCACUUUGAUCCGCCGGCUGCCACAGAGACCGACAUCAAUGGAAAUGGAGACCACAGCUACGGUAAAGAAAAGGAUACGAGGAGCGUCAAUUUUGGUAACAACGCUGUAAUGUCUUGGGAAGGGUUUUGUGACUUGCUGAGGCGUCAAGGGCGGGAACCGUCAGACGUGUACUACAUGAGCGAGGCCUCGUUCAGCGCGGCGGCGGAGAACAUGGGUUACACAAAGCCGGAUCGUGACAUACUGAUCCACCAGUGGCAGCAACGUCUGCGUGCUGCUGUGCGGGAAGAAGUUUUGACACCCAGUGACGCGUACUACGGUACAGCUAUGAAAGAGGUUCUCAAUCUGGUUGGGCUGCAGGAACUGAAUCUGGAGGUGGUGAGCGUAACAAUGGUGUCAAACAGAGAGCAUGCAAGUUGCUUUGCCAAUAGACUUCUGACGGCACAACAGCGUGCGACUGAGCGGCUUGCUAUUGUUGGUGAAUACCAUCGACUGCGUGACAUUGUCGUACACGGUGCUAAUGGAACUGCGGGUGAGCCCAAUUCAAGAAGGAACCCAUGCAUCGUGUUUCACCGUCUCCCAUUUCAAAACUGGAACCGCAAACAAUUCACAUGUAUUCUUGUUUGUGACGUGGUCAUUGGCAAGCCUUUUGUCUGCACACCACUAGUAAAGACGGCGCGUGAGGCAACGGAGGAAUUCCGAACAGAGUGGGAUUGCUGCGUCUUUCAUGAUGCUAGCGGUGGACAGGCGGUGGCUGUGUACGACCCGCAGCAGGUCCUACCUCGCUUCAUGGUGCAGUGCCAUGUGGAUGUUACUGUCACGCCGUGUCCGGCCCAUCCGUCACGGGCUGUGGAGUACUACGUGGCUGACGAAAAUGCAUUUGCAUGCAGUCACUGCGUUGUGUUGGGCAAAUACCGCAAGAAGGAGGUGCUCGCGAUUGAGGACGCGGCUGCACAGGCGCGCUCAAGACUCGCUGACUACAAGCGUGAUGUACACCAGCUUCUGGUGGACCUUGAAGCCCGCGAGACUGACCUCGUCCGCGAGGUGGACGACAUGAGCAUAGCGGCAAGGCGACUUGAGGCGGAAAAAGAAGUGGAGCGGAUUCGUCGCGAGGCGGAGGAACGUGUUGCGGCUGUUUUGCGUGCCUUGGAGCAGGCAGAGGAGGAUCAACUCAACGACAUUAAACUACGCCGUGAAUGCGUGUGGAAAGCGAGAGAGGCAGCCGACACUCUCAGUGAAAAUGUGACGACGGCUCUGCAACACACUAACCCGCUGCAGGUAUUGGCGGCGUUGCAGCGCGUGCAGGCGGAGGACGAGUUGCAGUACUUGAGAGGCGAGUUCCGAAGGAGUUGCAUCAAAAUCAAUGUCACAGAGAACGGGACAAGGCCGGAUGCCCCUUACGCAUGGACACGAACAGCAAUACGGGACGACGACGGUGCCCUCACUAUCGCUGCAGCCACGGGCACUCGAGUGAACCCCCUCUUUGAGCAAAUUGAAGACAAGAUGCAGAGAAUGGAGGGAAUUCACAUGAAUACGAACAGCCGCCAGAAUUACGGUUGCACCAGUAGCAUUGGCACCGGUGUGUCAACUCAUCUUAUGAAGACGCCGCAACCAGAAAAGAAUACCACUGCAAACAGCCUAUAUGCCAAGUACCUUGCCAUCGCCUCGGGCGCGAGUAAAGAAGAAGAAAAAGAAGAAGAAGAAGAAAAAGAGGGGUUGAUUCAUCAACCUAUGAAUUCAAACGUCCUUACGAAGAAAAAUAGUGAGAGUAACAGCGCCCUUUGCGCGUUGAGUGCGCCUCCGAGUGAAAUUCGGCGCGCGAAGGAGGAUAUUACGAAGGGGUGGGCCCUUUAUCGUCAAGGUGACCCUGAAGGGGCCCGGCGCAUGUGGAAUGACGUCUAUGGGUGCCAUUUGGAUAGUGCCAUAGGGGCUCGUGCGCAGGCGUACAUUGCUGAGGCGUUGGACCGAGACUAUGAGGCAGCAGCGAAGUGGUACGAUUUGUCGCUGCAGCGUGAUCCGUCCGAUGUGAUGACGCUGUACAAUUACGGUGUGCUGCUCGAGACACUUCUCGGCCGUCUGGAAGAGGCGCUGAUGUUGUUUGAGCGGGCCCACACACUUGGCGACGGUGCGGCUGGUCGGCGUGCACAACAACUACGUGUAUCACUAGGGAAGAUAUGA
Messenger RNA from Trypanosoma cruzi, 3450 nucleotides. RefSeq lists its product as uncharacterized. Lineage: Eukaryota; Euglenozoa; Kinetoplastea; Trypanosomatida; Trypanosomatidae. The transcript has a single exon. Bases 1 to 3450 code for a protein of 1149 amino acids. Gene Ontology annotation, molecular function: protein binding. The record is from RefSeq and is a predicted model, not a curated record.